CUCUAGCUAGCUAUAGUAGUACAGUUAUCGUCCAACCUAUGCAAAUAGCUAGUACAUUGCAAAAGAUGUUGAAACCAAAACUACUUCACCCAUCACAGUCUUUAGUUCUCCAGCACAAGCCGUUCCUGCAUGGAAGCAGUGGGCGGAGCAGUACUGCUUCACUUCCCGUCUGGUCAACAAUGCCUUCGUACCCCAACAAGCAGCAAACCCUUCGAUAUGGCUCCAGUAAUCAUAGAAACAAAAUAAAAGCCGAAAGCAGUAGUGACAGUACUGGUACUAGUAGCAUUAGCAGUUCUACUACUACUAGUAGCAACAGCAGCACGAGUAGUGGUAUCACUCCAGGACCGACGACCACCACAACAACAACAACAACCACUGAGGUGACGGAAGUGGUGAUCGAGAAUGAAGAUGCAAUGGUCGAGAAAGAAGUAGAAGUAGUGACCACAAAAGAAGUGGUGACGGAGAAUUUCACCAGUGUUAAAGCCACCAUAACUGUGACGCUUACAGUUGGAGGGUUUCUGACGAACAUGGGUUUAACCCGAGGACUCGAUGAUGUCAGAGAUAUGCUUGGUCAAACUCUCUUCAUGGAUCUCAUUAGUGCUCACCUUGAUCCCAAAACUGGAUUGGAGAAAAAGCAUGUAACUGGGUUCGCACACAGGAGUCGCCGAAAGGACAGUGAGAUUGUAUACGAGACAGAUUUUAAAGUUCCAUUGAAUUUUGGAGAAGUUGGUGCCGUUUUGAUAGAAAAUGAGCACCACAAGGAGAUGUACCUCAAGGAUAUUGUCCUGGAUGGCUUGCCUGAGGGUCCUGUACUAUUUACCUGUAAUUCAUGGCUUCAUUCUAAGUAUGACAAUUCAGCGAAGAGAGUCUUCUUCACAAACAAGUCAUAUUUGCCAUCUAAAACUCCAAGUGCUUUGGUGAGGCUAAGAGAAGAGGAGCUCGUUACUUUGCGUGGAAAUGGCCAAGGAGAGCGCAAGAGCUUUGAGAGAGUUUACGACUAUGAUGUGUACAAUGAUCUCGGGGAACCUGAUUCAAAAUUCAGCCUACAAAGAACUGUAAUUGGGGGGAGCAAAGAGUUCCCUUAUCCCAGGCGAUGUAGAACAGGGCGACCAAUGUGCGAAACAGAUCCGCAAUCAGAGAAAAGAACUGGUACUUGGUAUGUUCCUAGAGAUGAAGCAUUCUCAGAGAUAAAACAAUUAACUUUUUCAGCAAAGACAGUAUAUUCUGUCUUGCACGCAGUGGUGCCUGCUCUGGAGACUGCCAUAGUCGAUUCUGAUCUUGGAUUCCCAUUAUUCACAGCUAUAGACGAACUCUACAAUGAAGGCAUUAGCUUGCCUCCUCUUAAAGAUCAAGGGGUCAUCAGAACCAUAAUUCCUAGGCUAGUGAAUGCUCUACCUUCCGGAGAUGAAGUUCUGCGGUUUGUGCCCCCAGAAACAAUGAAUAGAGACAAAUUCUUUUGGUUUAGGGAUGAGGAAUUUGCUAGGCAGACUCUAGCGGGUCUUAACCCGUAUAGCAUCAAGUUGGUGACGGAAUGGCCAUUGAGGAGUGAAUUGGACCCCGAGGUAUAUGGACCUCCUGAAUCUGCAAUUACCACGGAAAUGAUUGAGCGAGAGAUUAGAGGCUUUGCGACCAUCAAAGAGGGGAUAAUUCCGCAGGUGCUGAGUAGUGGUGAUUGAGUGACGACUCCGAAGACUCGAAGUCGAUCGCAUCCAGUCAUGGUGAGGUUCCAGCGUGGAUUGUGUGUGAGAUUUGGUGUGAUUUUAUUUGUGAGGUUGUUGUGAGGAUUAUACAAUUCCAUUUGUUAUAUGUUGAAUUAUCAUUUGGGUUUGUAAUAAUC
Argentina anserina (silverweed cinquefoil) is the source of this 1837-nucleotide messenger RNA. RefSeq names its product linoleate 13S-lipoxygenase 2-1, chloroplastic-like. Bases 39 to 1676 code for a protein of 545 amino acids. The transcript is spliced from 7 exons. Gene Ontology annotation, biological process: lipid oxidation. Gene Ontology annotation, molecular function: oxidoreductase activity, acting on single donors with incorporation of molecular oxygen, incorporation of two atoms of oxygen; protein binding; metal ion binding. The record is from RefSeq and is a predicted model, not a curated record. Lineage: Eukaryota; Viridiplantae; Streptophyta; Magnoliopsida; Rosales; Rosaceae.